AUGCUGGGAACAGGCUCGUCGACAGCAGGACUCAUUGACUUUCCUGAUGAGCUCAACUCGCCCACGGCAUCAACAACAACAGGUGGUAGUAAUAGUGGCACCUUGACGAUGCCAGAAACAUCGGUGUCCAUGAUGACGACGUUGUCAGCUGAUGCCAUUUCGUUCCCUGCGUCGCUGGCCAUUGAGCCGCUGAGUAGCAGUGGUGUGACGCCAUCGUCGUCAGCGGGUCUGAACGCCAUGAACUUUAUGAAUACGACCAGUGCCAGCACUGCAGCGAGUAAUCAUGGAGACGGUUUGGGUCUUGACGUCAAUAUGGGGAUGAACGUGGGUGUGAAUAUGGGUCUAGGUCUGGAGAUGGAUAAUAUGGGAAUGGAUAUGAACGCGAACGCUUUUGGCAUGAAAGACACGAAUCAGAUGAUGUUUAACAACAUGCAACAGCAAAUGAACGUGAUGAAUCCUCAGAUGUCGUACUACAUGCCUCAACAGCAGCAGAUGCAGCAGCAGCAGCACUACAUGCAGAUGAUGCAACAGCAGCGCCAGUUAAACCUUCAGCGUCAGCAGCAACAGCAAAAAGCAUUGCGCGAGCGGCAACGACAGGUGCAGCAGCAACAGAUGCAGAAAAACAAUCAGCAGACGCACCAACAGCAUGCAGCGCAACAAAAUCAACAGCAUAUGCUCGCGGCAAGUCACGUUCCGUCUCAAAUGGUCGCGCAAAGUCACUUGAGUGGGGGUAACAAAUGCUUGAUACCAGGCGGGGACGCCCACCUGGGCGUAAACACUGCACGCUCCUUGCCUCCGACUUCAGAUCCCGACGCUGGUUUGACAACUUCUGCAACGCGCCAACGGUGGCAGACAUCAGCCGAUCAGGCAUUGCGCAAGGAGAUGCUGAAUCACAUUAUGCGGGUGUUGCAGAACCAAAGAUCGAAUGCCCCAGCAAACUGGCUACAGAAGCUGCCAGAAAUGGCACACCGUCUCGAAGACGAGUGCUACCGUAUUGCUGCGUCACGCGAAGAAUAUGCAAACACAAGCACUUUGCAAUCGCGGUUGCGCAGCAUUGUACGUAGCGCCCAGACCCACCAACGAAAUGUUGGGGGCAACGCAAUGCGACAGCCCGGCGCACCAAACCAGACGUCACCAGCGAAUAAUGUAUCAGCGAGUUUAGCUUCAUCUGGGACGCCGAUUCCGUUCCCAGGCCAAUGCGCCGUUGCACCAAUGACAAAUGGAGCAAGUUUGGAUGUAAAACGCCUAGCUUCUCAGGCUAUCCAAAUGCCACUGGAGCUUCAGGACCUACCUUCACAGGUAAAGACUCCAGCCAAAGUGGAAGCAUGUCAGGUUCAAACGCGCAUGCAAGUAACACCUUCGGGGGUUGACUUUAUGACAGAUCGCUUGUCGAUGACCAGCACGGGUGCUUCACCUGUUAUUGGGCAGAACGAUAUGCAGAAAACCCCGUGUGCUAGUGUAUUCAAUGGAAAUGGAAACGCUACUAGUUUUGGUUCACAAUCAGCUACUUCUCCAGCAUCGAUUGCUCGUAACAAGUCGGCCCAGAUUAUUUGGCAGUUCAAGGCUAAGGCACAGCAAGUAACGUCUGCAUUGGACAAGAAUCAGACAACGGAGUACCACAAUAAAUUGCGACUCAUGGUUCGUGAAGACGUAAAAUCAGCUGGUUCAAAAGAAGUACUGCAGCGGCAACAGCAACGGCUGUUGUUACUACGGCAUGCUAUGUGGUGUAAGUCGCCCGAAGGUACGUGCGCAACUACACCGAGCUGUGGAGAAAUGAAGCGACUCUGGGCUCACAUGGGCGCCUGCCGACAGACAAACGCGUGCUCGUAUAGUCACUGUAUUUCGUCCAAGUACGUGCUAUCGCACUUUCAGCAGUGUGCGAACGCCAAGUGUCUCGUUUGCCAGGUUGUUCGAUAUCCCGUGGAAGUGAAGGAGAAAAACGGUACGCUGAUGCUAGAUGCGGAUCGUGCUUUGCAGCAGAUCAUUGCUGCAAGUCAGCGUCGACAGCGCAUGCUUGCGAUGAAGAAACAAGAGGGACUGCAGCAGCAACAAAUUGCUCCGCAGGUGCAGCAGCCAAUGCCUUUGGCGAUGCCUGCUCAUUUACAACAACCCCAAAGCAGCAAUAAUUUUGCAGCAAUGAGUCUACAGCGACAACAGCAAAAUAUUGAACACACCGGGAACUUGUCCACAUUAGCGGAUGCCAACAGCAGCGUGUUGAGGACGGCGGUACCAACAGCACAGUCCUCCAGACCGAGUGGUAUGGUGGGGAAUGUGAAAGCAUCGAAUGCUGUGACAACCACGAACUCGGUGCAGGAUGACCAGCGGCAGUUCCAACUGAUCAAGCAGAAGCUCAAUGGGCGUUCUCUUGAGCAGUUGACUGCGCAUUGCGUGAAGCUUGAAAAAUGGGUGGAAGAAAUUCGUGCGCGCAUGAAUGCUAUUAUGAAUGAAUGUCGGCAGCUGCUGCAUCUGUCAAACUCGACACAAGACCCGAUGCAAAAAACUCAGUACGAAUCGCAGGUGCAGGAAAAGCGCGUUAUGCUUAAGCAAUUGGAUGUGAAGUUCAAGCAAUGCAGAAAUCAGCGGAACAUCGUGAAGCACGUGAUCGAUGAGCGCAACGUUGCCACAUCGAUGUCAACUCGGAAUGGUGCUGUUACAUCGACUCAAGCGGUCGUAAAUGCAUCAGCGCCAGCGAUGCAGCCUAUUUUGAUGCCUGUUCAAAUACCACAGCAAAACUUUCUUCAACAGAUGCAAAGGCCGGCUGUAAGUAGCCCCGUGGCAUCGAUGAAGCCGUCACCCGACGACCUGCUCGGUGAAGAAGAUGCGGAUGUGCCGAUGAAGGUCGAUGACAGCCUUCUGGUUGCAGGGAAGCCUCUGGAAAUGCCAACAGAACUUCAAGACACAACUGCAACUCCCGUUUCAGUAGCUGCACCACUGAACACGUUAACAGCCGCACAGGAGUCGACCUGCAACCUCUCGCUAACAGCGCUGAAUGCCUCUCGACCAGUGUUGUCAAUCGAUGACGCUGCUCCAGGGCAGGGUCAAGACUCUGAUCAAGGUCAAGCGAAAGAGGUUUGUAAAGCGGACAUUGCAUCAUCAACCUCGGGGUCGUUUGGUGUUACGGUCAAGGAAGUACCCGAGACGUCAAUUGGCGAUACAACGACAUCUCCUGAUCAGGUUUCUGUGAAGCAAGAGGCGACCGUCAACCCGCUGACGAUGAACAAUUCGAAGUUGAAUGCCAUGAUGGUGGAGCAUCGCCGAAUGGAUGCCAGUACAACUUUACAGCUACCUGCAGGUGCCGUAGGAACACCAAAAGCGAUUAUUGCAACGCAUAGAAGUGAGGCGAAUAUAAGCUCCGCGGCCCCGGCAACACCAGCGCCACCAGCGUCCUCUGAAGUUCCAAUGUCUGUGCUGAACGAGCUAAGUAAUGCGGACCUAGCUUCUCACAUCAGUUCUCUGGUAACAGGCUACAAUGCCACAGUGUCUCCAGCAAUUCUGAAGAAGAAGUUGGAGGCACUUUUGAAAGGCAUGAUGGAGCACAAGUUUGGGUGGGUUUUCAAUACGCCCGUGGAUCCAGUGGCUCUGAAUAUUCCGAAUUAUUUCAAGAUAAUUCGAAAGCCGAUGGAUUUGGGAACUGUUAAAAAGAAACUUGAAGUAGGUGUGUACAAGCACACGGAGGAAUUUGCUAUUGAUGUACGCACUACAUUUCUGAAUGCUAUGCAGUACAACAGCGAGGAUCAGGACGUCUAUAGUCUAGCGAAGGACAUGCUAUCCGAUUUCAAUGGUGAAAUGCGCAAGCUGGUAGCCGAAUUUGACGCUGACGAAAAGGCUGCCCGUGCGAAAGAGAGUUCGUGUCGAUUAUGUGGCAUCGAACGCAUGGUUUUUGAGCCGGCGGUUUUGUAUUGCAACGGCGAGUGCAAUAGUCGCAUCCGACGGAACUGCUACUACUUCGUGUCAGCGGACAACAAAUACCACUGUUGUCAUCAGUGCUUCGCCAACUUACCCGACGUUAUCAAGCACAACGAAGGUCGCCAGUACCAGAAGAACGUGCUUACGCGUAAAAAGAAUGACGAAGUACACGAAGAGCCUUGGGUGCAGUGUGAUAAGUGCGAGCGCUGGGUUCACCAGAUUUGUGCUCUUUUUAACGGCAAGAUUGAUAGCGAGAAGAAGCCGCAGCUGAUCAAGUCCGAAGGCAGCCAGGCGACAGACAGCAGUGAAACGCCACCAUCGCCUUCUCCGUCCGCUAUAAAGUCUGACGCCGCCACGACCACUACUACAGUCGUGAAGAGUUCUUCAUCAUCUGGCUUGAAAGGGACGGUCCAUUCGAUUACGACGUCACCCGGAAGUGAGUUUUUAUGUCCAGAAUGCUUGCUUGAGCACCGAAAAAGUGAACCGGAAAAGUACAAAAUUGGUCGGCAUGCUUUUAGUGCGAAAGAUUUACCACGUACGAAGCUGUCUGAUUUCCUGGAGCGACGUAUCAUCAAGUCAUUGCAAGCAGAGCGUGAGGAUGAGGCAAAAUGGACGCAGCGUGACGUGAAUGACGUUGAGACUGCUGAAGGCCUUACUGUGCGUUUGGUGUCAAAUAUUGAAAAGCAGUUGAUGGUGCGUGAUAAAAUGUUUCAGCGGUACAAGGACUCUCACAAGUAUACGUCGGAGCACCGCUUCAAGUCCAAGUGCAUUUGUAUGUUCCAGGAGCUGGACGGUGUCUCGGUCUUACUGUUUGGUAUGUACGUGCACGAGUUCGACGAGCAAGAAGCGGACUGUAACUCGCGGCGUGUGUACAUCUCCUAUUUGGACUCUGUGAACUACUUCCAGCCGCCCCAUCUUCGAACAAAAGUAUAUCACGAACUGCUGAUCGCGUAUUUUGAUUUCGUGAAGCAACGUGGUUUUCAUACUGCACAUCUGUGGGCAUGCCCACCCCUUAAAGGGGACGACUAUAUUUUGUACUGCCAUCCAGAGGCACAGAAAACGCCGAAGUCAGAUCGUUUGCGUGCUUGGUACGUAGAUAUGCUGGUGAAGGCGGAGGAAGAAGGGGUGGUGUGGCAAAUCACGAACAUGUUCGACGACUACUGGUGCAACGACAAUACGCCAUGUGCACUACCAUACUUCGAGGGUGACUACUGGGUCGGCUUGGUUGAAGACUUGAUCGAAAAGUUGGACGCCGAAAAACCGAAAAAGGUUGUCAAUAAGCGUGGUUCCAAGUCGCAGAAGCGAAAAACUUCAGAUACGAAGAAAGCUGCGAACAAGAAGUCCAAAUCGAAGAAGGCGAAACGUCGUAAGACCGCGUCAGGUGAAGAAGUGUUAUGUGAUGAGGAUGAAGACGACGACCAGACGCCGUCAAUGUGCAAUCGUACGCUUACUGUCAAGUCGCUGGACGCGGCUGACCGCAAGUUGUCGGAUCCGUUGAUGCAUAAAUUGAGCGAGGUGAUCGAACCCAUGAAGGACGAUUUCUUGGUCGUGAAGCUAGUGCCAUGUUGUCGGGUAUGCAACACGUCAGUAGUGCAGGGUGCGCUAUGGCGCGACGCUAGUGUGAAAACCGAGCAUGGCCUGAACCCGAAAGUGGUGCAAAUGGCGCUGUGCGAUGGAUGCUAUCAAAAACUGAAGACAGUAUCUGCUGCAGGUGUGUCGGCGGCUCACCACAGACUGCAGGUGCAACUACAUGCUCUUACGAAAGAGAUCGUGGCAUUGCCAGAACGUUGCAUUGAUCCGGACGAGAUCAAUGACAGCGAGUUUUUCGAUACGCGACAGGCCUUUUUAAGCCUGUGCCAGGGCAACCACUACCAGUUUGACGAGCUGCGUCGUGCCAAGCACUCGUCCAUGAUGGCUUUGUACCACUUAGGCAAUCCGAAUCCGAAUGCCUAUGUGUACGAAUGCAACGCUUGCACACGAGACAUUGUGGCAGGUAAUCGCUGGCACUGUCACACGUGCCCGGACUUCGACGUAUGCGAUGCUUGCUAUGUCAAGGAGAAACACGAGCACCCACUGGAAAUGGUGCCUACUAGUGGCGCAGGUGCCGGUCUGGCACUGACUGGUGGCACUGGUGGCCCUGGGGGAGCACCGGAUCUCACUCCGGAGAAGCGGCGUCUUCGCGAACAGCGUGCCAAGAACGUUCGCUUGCACAUGCAAUUACUGGUUCACUCGAGUUCGUGCGUAGAUGGCAACUGCGGCUCUUCAAACUGCGAGAAGAUGAAGGAGCUGAUGCGCCACGGAGCGCAGUGCAAGCAGCGUGCUUACGGCGGUUGUACCAUCUGUCGGCGAGUGUGGGCCCUAUUGCAGCUCCACGCGCGGCAGUGUCGCCAGUACAAGUGCAAAGUGCCACGCUGUCACGAUCUUCGGGAACACGUUCGCAAGCUGCAGCUACAGCAACAGCUUAUGGACGACCGGCGGCGCGCAGCCGUCACGCAGCAGUACCGGCAACUGCAGAGCGAACGUCGACAGGAGCAGCAAGAGCAAGCUCAAGGCGAUUCGCCUAUGCCGCAGGCAUGA
Messenger RNA from Peronospora matthiolae, 6483 nucleotides. NCBI's taxonomy places the organism in Eukaryota, Oomycota, Peronosporomycetes, Peronosporales, Peronosporaceae. The record is from the annotation of a GenBank genome assembly.